Balaenoptera acutorostrata (minke whale) is the source of this 1116-nucleotide messenger RNA. RefSeq names its product cytochrome P450 4F3-like. Gene Ontology annotation, molecular function: oxidoreductase activity, acting on paired donors, with incorporation or reduction of molecular oxygen; heme binding; monooxygenase activity. NCBI's taxonomy places the organism in Eukaryota, Metazoa, Chordata, Mammalia, Artiodactyla, Balaenopteridae. The record is from RefSeq and is a predicted model, not a curated record.
AUGCUGCAGCUGAGCCUCUCCUGGCUGGGACUCGGGCCGGUGGCAGCCUCCCCAUGGCCGCUCCUGCUGCUGGUCGGGGCCUCCUGGCUGCUGGCCCGCGUCCUGGCCUGGACCUACACCUGCUACAGCAACUCUCGCCGCCUCCAAUGUUUCCCGCAGCCCCCAAUACGCAGCUGGUUCUUGGGUCACCUGGGCCUGAUUCAGAGCUCGGAGGAAGGUCUCCUGUACACACAGGGCCAGGCCAGCACCUGGGAUGUGUGCUGCUGGUGGGUGGGGCCCUGGCAUGUGGUCACCCGCAUCUUCCACCCCACCUGCAUCAAGUCUGUGCUUUUUGCUCCAGCUGCCAUCGCACCCAAGGACGUGGUCUUCUAUGACUUUCUGAAGCCCUGGCUGGGGGAUGGGCUCCUGCUGAGUGCUGGUGAAAACUGGAACAGGCACCGUCACAUGCUGACACCCGCCUUCCACUUCAACAUCCUGAAGCCCUAUAUGAAGAUUUUCACCAAGAGUGCAGACAUCUUGCAUGCCAAGUGGCAGCGCUUAGUCACGGAGGGCCACACCCAUCUGGACGUGUUUGAACACAUCAGCCUUGUGACCCUGGACAGUCUGCAGGAAUGCGUCUUCAGUUUCGACAGCAAUUGCCAGGAGAAGCCCAGUGAAUAUAUUGCUGCCAUCUUGGAGCUCGGUGUCCUAGUGGCAAAGCGGCACCAGCAGAUCUUCCUGCACGUAGACCUCCUGUACUACCUCACCCCUGACGGGCGGUGCUUCCUCAGGGCCUGCCGCCUGGUUCACGACUUCACAGAUGCUGUUAUCCAGGAGCGGCGGCGUACCCUCCCCAGUCAGGGCAUUGAUGACUUCCUCAAGGCCAAGGCUAAGGCCAAGACCUUGGACUUCAUUGAUGUGCUCCUGCUGACCAAGGAUGAAGAUGAGAAGGGAUUGUCAGAAGAAGAUAUCCGAGCUGAAGCUGACACCUUCAUGUUUGAGGGCCAUGACACCACAGCCAGUGGCCUCUCCUGGAUCCUGUACAACCUUGUAAAGCACCAAGAAUACGAGGAACGCUGCCGGCAGGAGGCGCAAGAGCUCCUCAGGGACCGUGAGCCUAAGGAGAUUAAAUGGUGA